AAAGGAGUAUGAAGUCGGAAGGGUUGGGUAGUUCAGGAACAAGGUUGUGAUCAAAGGCAUUUGUCUGAAAGAGGUGGAAGGGACCCCGCCUAAGCUUGGGGCGGAGUCAGGAUCAAAUUCCUCAGGGGUGAACUCUGAGAUAAAAAGCUGACACUGGAGGUUUGAGGAGGUAAAGAAACAGAAGUGAAGGCUCCACUUACUGCCCAGCCCUCACCCAGUGAACAAGGCUCUGAGCACCUCAGUACCGGACAGAAACCUCCCCACUCCUCAGAGGCUGUCCCUGCCUGACCCUCCUCGCCCUCAGCGUCUGCCUGAGAGGAAAGAAGGAUGGAGCCAGGCAGGACUCAUAUAAAACUUGACCCCAGGUACACAACAGAUCUUCUGAAACUGCUGGAGACCAAUUACAGCAUCUCCCCUGCCUGCUUCUCUUACCCUCCCACUGCAGCCCAGCUCCUGAGAGAACUGGGCCCAGUGGAAAUUGCCCUCACCGUCAUCUUGACUUUUCUUACCACUGGCUCAGUUGCCAUUUUUCUGGAGGAUGCUAUUUACCUAUACAAGAACACCCUUUGCCCCAUCAAGAAGAGGACUCUGAUCUGGAGUAGCUCUGCACCCACGGUGGUGUCUGUGUUCUGCUGCUUUGGUCUCUGGAUCCCUCGCUCCCUCACACUUGUGGAAAUGGCCAUAACCUCGUUUUAUGCCGUAUGCUUUUACCUGCUGAUGACAGUCAUGGUGGAAGGCUUUGGUGGGAAGCAAGCAGUAUUGAGGACACUGAAGGACACCCCAAUGAUGGUGCACACGGGUCCCUGCUGCUGCUGCUGUCCCUGCUGCCCACCCCUCAUACUUACCAGGAAGAAGCUGCAGCUGCUCAUGUUGGGCCCUUUCCAGUAUGCCUUCUUCAAGAUAAUGCUGAACAUAGUGGGCCUGUUUCUCAUUCCAGAUGGCAUCUAUGACCCAGGAGAAAUUUCUGAGAAGAGCACAGCUCUCUGGAUCAACAACUUCCUCGCCAUAUCCACCCUUUUGGCCCUCUGGUGCCUGGCCAUCCUUAUCCGUCAAGCCAGGAUGCACCUGAGUGAACAGAACAUGGGAUCCAAGUUUGCUCUGUUCCAGGUGCUUGUCAUCCUGACCGCCCUGCAACCCGCCAUUUUCUCCAUCUUGGCUAGCACCGGGCAGAUUGCUUGCUCCCCUCCCUAUUCUUCUAAAAUCAGGUCUCAAGUGAUGAACUGCCACAUGCUCAUACUGGAGACCUUCCUGAUGACAGUGCUGACACGAAUGUACUAUCGAAGGAAAGAUGACAAGGUUGGGUAUGAGGCCUGUUCACCGCCAGAUCUGGACUCAGCACUCAAAGCCUGAGGAGAGCAGCUUGGCCUAUGGAAGAGAUACUGUUCUCCACAGAAGAGCAUGAGCUUUCUUCUGUCCCUCAACCUUCUCAAUGGUUAAGGCUCCCACUGGCAGGGCAGGCUGGCAGCUCCCAUGUGACUAUAGAGAUGAAGGCAGAGUGCAGCAGGCUGAACCUGUUCUGAGUCUUUCUCAGGGAAGUUUUGUAAUAAACGGUGAAAGUUGAGACGCUU
Messenger RNA from Arvicanthis niloticus (Nile rat), 1568 nucleotides. RefSeq names its product solute carrier family 51 member A (gene Slc51a). The record is from RefSeq and is a predicted model, not a curated record. Lineage: Eukaryota; Metazoa; Chordata; Mammalia; Rodentia; Muridae.